Hansenula anomala is the source of this 1674-nucleotide messenger RNA. RefSeq names its product ATP-binding protein. The transcript is spliced from 3 exons. NCBI's taxonomy places the organism in Eukaryota, Fungi, Ascomycota, Saccharomycetes, Phaffomycetales, Wickerhamomycetaceae. The record is from RefSeq and is a predicted model, not a curated record. Gene Ontology annotation, molecular function: ATP binding. The coding region runs from base 1 to 1674 and encodes 557 amino acids.
AUGGCACAAAAAACACACAUUCUAGAAGAACUGGAUAACGAUGAACUCAAGAAGAAAGAUAAAGACCAUGAUGAAUAUACUGGAUACGAACAUGAUGAUAAGAAUAAGGCCUGGGAAAGGUUCAAAUCAUUCUUGACCAAAUGUGGUGAAACAUCAGGUAUAACAUUUGCUUCAUUAUUAGUUCUUGGUCUUGCUGGUGUUUCUUAUCACAAAUUUUACAAUGUUCAUGUUAUUGACAAGAUGUCCAAGGCGUUUGAGAAAGGAGACGCUGCAUUUGAAUUAACCAUGCAUAAAAGAACAACAAAGAUUGAAGGUGAUUGGGUUGAAAGACCUGAACAAAAAUUAUUGGAUGAUAUAAUUGCAGGUAAUUUGGUUGGUAGAUAUUUCCUGAUCACUGGUGAGAAAGGUUGUGGUAAAAGCUCAAUGAUUUUGAAUGCUAUUAAAAAAGUUGAUAGCUUCAACUGUACUUUUAUUGAUGCUCAUUCGGAUCCUGAAAUCUUUAGAAUAAGAUUAGGUAAAGCUUUGAAAUUUGAGUAUCAUGAAGACUAUAUCGGCUCGUUGUUUUCUAUUAGGGGACCUAGGGAUACUACAGCUUUACUAGAUAUUGAGCGUGCUUUUAACAAGCUGGAAGAAGUUGCUGUGAGAAGAGUUAAGAAAUAUGGGAAACCGAUGGUUAUAAUAAUCAACAACACUCAUUUAAUCAAAGAUGAUGAAGAAGGUGUGAAGCUUGUUGAAUUAUUGCAACAAAAGGCAGAAUCUCUCAGUGGUGCUGGAUUGGUAACGAUGAUUUUCAACUCUGAUGAUUAUUGGCUAUAUGAACGUUUAAAGAAACUAGGUACAAGAUUAGAAGUCAUAAAUGUUCGUGAUUUUAAUAGAGACCAAGCAAUCCAAGCCUUAUCAGUUUCAAGAAAAAGGUAUUUCAAUGAAAAUGUAGAUAUGACUAUUGCUAAUCAAGUUUAUGAACUUAUUGGUGGUAGACCACAGCAUCUUGCUGAAGUUUCUAAACAAGUUGAUAUGAUUAGGGCAUCUCAUAAAUUGAUUGAUAGAGAAAAAACAUGGUUUUUAAACCAAUGUGGGCUCUUGGGUGAAGAUAUGGAUGAUGAUGUUAAUGAAAGUGGUAAAUUUUCCACAUCAGCUAUGUUAUUGAUGAAGACUUUGGUGGAAAUGUAUCAUCAAGAUUUGGCAAAACAUGGCCCUAAAGAAGAUCACAAAUUACCUGAACUACCAUUAUGGAGAGCAAGACAAAUCAUGACAAGAAAUGAUUAUAUUCAAGCUUAUGAUAAUUUGAAUAUUUUCACAAUUGAUUCUUCCAAUUCAUUUGUUAGAGCUGAUUCUGUUCCAAUGAUGAGAGGUUUCCUGGAGAUUGAAUCUCAACCUGGAUUCCAAGCUUUGUUGGAUGAAACAUUAGACCGAGUUGGAGAUAUUGAAUCCUUGGGAAGAACAAGAGAGAUUGUUGCUAAAGAUUUGUUUUUGGGAGCUCAGUAUAAACUAAAAAAAGAGAGUGAUAAUGAAUAUUCAAUCAGGAUGAAGGCAGUUGAGGAGAAUGAAGAAGAUGAAGAUGAUCCUAUAGCUAUUCAGCCAAUGACACAUAAAGGUGAAAAAUCGUUCUGGAAAAACCGAUUGACGGUUUACAAACCUGAAGGGAACCAGAACUCCGAGAAUACUUCAAGAUGA